AUUAAUCGAAAACACGUAGGCGCAUGCGCAGUAAAAUUCAUUUACUUAGUGUACGAAUAUAACGGUAACUGAGAAUCUCUGAUUGGUAGAGCAUUCGUUUAGAAUGUGGCAAAAGUGACAGUUCAUUAAAAUAUACGAAAAAAGGAUUUUAAAAUUUAUAUAAUUUAAAUUUUAUAAUACAAUGGAUCCAGCAUUACUUCGAGAACGAGAGCUCUUUAAAAAAAAAGCUCUUACUACACCAACGUAAAUAUUAUUUAUGGUUUUUCUUUCUUAACCUCUAAGUUUACAGAAACAUACUUAUCUUUACAAAAAGUAGAAAUUAUGUUUAAAAUAUAUAUGGAAUAUAAAACAUUCUGUUAUUUUAAUAUUCGGAAUUUAAUCUAAAUAUUUCGAUUGAAUUAUAUGAUAGAAAAGAAAAGAAAGGAACAAGAAAAAGAUAUACGAGAUGAACCUUUUAAGAAAAAACCUAAACCAUCAUCUGUGUCUAAUGGACCAAAACUGGAUAUGGUUAAUUAUAAAACUAUGUCUGGUAGUACGCAAUAUAAAUUUGGUGUUCUAGCUAAAAUUGUAAAACAUAUGAAAGCUAGGCAUCAAGAAGGAGAUGAUCAUCCUUUAACAUUAGAAGAAAUUUUAGAUGAAACAAAUCAAUUAGAUGUUGGAUCAAAGGUGAAACAAUGGCUUCAAACGGAAGCUCUUGUUAAAAAUCCAAAGAUAGAAGUAACUUCAGAUGGUAGAUUUGUAUUUAAAGCUAUGUAUAAAAUUAAAGAUAAGAAAUCUCUCUUAAGAUUAUUAAAGCAACAAGAUUUAAAAGGGCUUGGUGGAAUAUUAUUAGAAGAUAUACAAGAAAGUCUGCCUCACUGUGAUAAACAUUUAAAGAGUCUACAAAAUGAAAUAUUAUUUAUAACAAGACCUUUAGAUAAAAAAAAGAUAGUAUUUUAUAAUGAUAAGACUGCACAAUUUCCAAUAGAUGACGAAUUUCAAAAAUUAUGGAGAUCUGUUGCAGUAGAUGCAAUGGAUGAUCAAAAAAUCGAUGAGUAUUUAGAGAAGCAAGGAAUACGAUCUAUGCAAGAUCAUGGUCCUAAAAAACCUGCUCCGAUUAAACGAAAAAAACCUAUUAGUAAAAGAAAACAAUUUAAAAAACCAAGAGAUAAUGAACAUUUAGCAGAUGUUUUAGAAACAUACGACGAUACAAAGUAAAUAUUUCUCUAAUUUUGUAUAUAAAGUGAAUCUAUGACUCAAUGUUAAAGAGCUAAAAAUGUUUUAUUACGUGAAUAUUAUUAAAUAAGAAAAAUCUUCUAUUUUGAAGUUAAGAUUUUUUAGUGUUACAUAUCACAGUGAUAUAAUAAAUAAGUAAAAUAUUUAUUGUCAUAAUUUCAUUAUAAGUACAAAAUAAAUAUAGAUUAAUUA
Apis cerana (Asiatic honeybee) is the source of this 1407-nucleotide messenger RNA. It is a transcript of the gene TfIIEbeta, whose product is annotated as transcription factor IIEbeta. The record is from RefSeq and is a predicted model, not a curated record. Gene Ontology annotation, cellular component: transcription factor TFIIE complex. NCBI's taxonomy places the organism in Eukaryota, Metazoa, Arthropoda, Insecta, Hymenoptera, Apidae. Gene Ontology annotation, biological process: transcription initiation at RNA polymerase II promoter. Gene Ontology annotation, molecular function: TFIIH-class transcription factor complex binding.